This is a messenger RNA of Hemiscyllium ocellatum (epaulette shark), 1454 nucleotides long. RefSeq names its product COUP transcription factor 2-like. The record is from RefSeq and is a predicted model, not a curated record. The transcript is spliced from 3 exons. Gene Ontology annotation, molecular function: RNA polymerase II cis-regulatory region sequence-specific DNA binding; zinc ion binding; nuclear receptor activity. Lineage: Eukaryota; Metazoa; Chordata; Chondrichthyes; Orectolobiformes; Hemiscylliidae. The coding region runs from base 1 to 1185 and encodes 394 amino acids. Gene Ontology annotation, biological process: cell differentiation; anatomical structure development; regulation of transcription by RNA polymerase II.
AUGAUCAGGAACACUUGGAGAGACCCUGUACAGGAGACACCACUCACUGCCGGGCCCCACCUUAGUGCAGAGGAGCAGAAAGCAGCCCUUCCAGAGGAUCUGAUCGCCUGUUCAGGGGCUCAGCAGGAUAUACCACAGCUGGAAAAGCUGCAGCAGCAGCAGCCGGGAGUGGAGUGUAUGGUUUGUGGGGACAAAUCCAGCGGCAAACAUUAUGGACAAUUCACCUGUGAAGGCUGCAAGAGUUUCUUCAAGAGAAGUGUCCGGAGGAAUCUGAGCUACAGCUGCAGGGGCAGCAGAAACUGCCCUGUUGACCAACAUCACCGCAACCAAUGUCAACAUUGUCGCUUCAAGAAGUGUCUGAAAGUUGGCAUGAGACGAGAAGCAGUACAGAGAGGCAGACUGGCUCACUCUCAGUCCAACCCUGGACAGUACAGCCUUAACAAUGGCGAUGGCUUCACCAGCCCUUCCUACCUCUCUGGCUUUCUCUCAUUGCUGCUACGGGCGGAACCCUACCCAAUGUCUCGCUAUGGCAGCCAGUGCAUGCAGCCCAGCAGCAUGAUGGGGGUUGAGAACAUUUGUGAGUUUGCUGCCCGCCUCCUUUUCAGCGCUGUGGAGUGGGCCAGGAAUAUCCCGUUCUUCCCUGACCUCCAGAUCUCAGACCAGGUGGGGCUUCUGCGACUGACCUGGAGUGAACUGUUUGUGCUGAAUGCGGCUCAGUGUUCAAUGCCGUUGCAUGUGGCCCCUCUCCUAGCUGCUGCUGGUCUCCAUGCCUCCCCAAUGUCGGCAGAGCGCGUUGUGGCAUUCAUGGAUCACACCCGGAUCUUCCAGGAGCAAGUGGAGAAGCUGAAGCUGCUGCAUGUGGACUCGGCUGAGUACUCCUGCCUGAAAGCCAUUGCUCUUUUCACUUCAGAUGCCUGUGGUCUCUCGGAUCCUGCCCAUGUGGAGAGUCUUCAGGAAAAAUGCCAGUGUGCCCUGGAGGAUUACAGCCGUAACCAGUACCCGAACCAACCCAACCGCUUCGGCAAGCUGCUGCUGCGGUUACCUUCCCUGCGUGUGGUCUCCUCUCCUGUCAUUGAGCAAUUGUUCUUUGUACGUCUGGUGGGCAAAACCCCAAUUGAAACUCUUAUCAGGGACAUGCUGCUGUCUGGUGCCAGUUUCAGCUGGCCUUAUAUGCCAGUCCAGUGAUAGGGCAGACAGGGGCAGGGGCGACAAAGACAUUAUGGCCACCAGAUGGGAACAGGGAUUACCAUUUGGAUUUUAAAGCAGGUUUGAACGUUCUUGUGGGCUGGGGGCUUCUAUCUCCUGACACUGGGUAACAGGAGGCCCCUUCAAAAGGAAGGGAACAUGUUUCUUUUCCGGUGUGAAGUUUUUCCUGGAGUCACAGUUUCAGGAUCACACGAUGCUGGAGCAAGGGAAAUCAAGGCCAGUUUUCAAUAAACCGAAACAAUAUGAAA